Molecule: messenger RNA, 6752 nt
Organism: Epinephelus moara (kelp grouper)
Lineage: Eukaryota; Metazoa; Chordata; Actinopteri; Perciformes; Serranidae
Gene: ehd4
Product: EH-domain containing 4
Exons: 8
Coding region: 263-1903 (546 amino acids)
Biological process (GO): endosomal transport; clathrin-dependent synaptic vesicle endocytosis
Cellular component (GO): presynaptic membrane; cytoplasm; plasma membrane
Molecular function (GO): protein binding; calcium ion binding; GTP binding
Source: RefSeq, a predicted model, not a curated record
GUCACAUCACCACCAACACACGCACAGAGCCGCGCACAGAGGAGGCAGUGUGCUCAGAGCUGCGGAGACUCCCAGGUGCCAAACACGCACAAACACACACUCAGACACACACAGACACACACUUUCCUCCGCUCGGCCUAGAAAGACGAACUGAGCGACACGGAGCAGAGAACAGUCGGGACAUUUGGAAAUAUCGAAACAGGGAAGUUGGACUCGAGCGCGUCAGUUUCAGUGGUGGAAAAGUGAGUCGGUCAUCAGCAGCAUGUUCAGCUGGGUCAAACAGGAGCAAGGUGGACGCAACAAGGAAGGAGAGAUGUACCAGACGGUGACGGAGGGACUGCAGACCCUCUACCUCAAGAAGCUGCUGCCGCUGGAGGAGACCUACCUCUUCCAUGACUUCCACUCUCCGGCCCUGGAGGCCGCCGACUUCCAGAGCAAGCCCAUGGUGCUGCUGGUCGGCCAGUACUCCACCGGGAAAACCACCUUCAUCAGGUACCUGUUGGAGCAGGAUUUUCCAGGGAUGCGGAUCGGUCCGGAGCCAACCACUGACGGCUUCAUUGCGGUGAUGUAUGGCGAGAACGAGGGCGUUGUUCCUGGCAACGCUCUGGUGGUUGACCCCAAGAAACCCUUCAGGAAGCUCAACGCAUUUGGAAACUCCUUCCUCAACAGGUUCAUCUGCUCUCAGAUGAACAAUCAGGUUCUUCAGAGCAUCAGCAUCAUCGACACGCCUGGUAUCCUGUCAGGAGAGAAACAGCGAAUCAGCAGAGGUUAUGACUUUGCGGAGGUCCUGCGUUGGUUCGGGGAGCGGGUGGAUCGGAUCAUUCUGCUGUUCGACGCUCACAAACUGGACAUUUCAGACGAGUUCUCCGAAGCCAUCAAAGCCUUCAAAGGACAAGACGACAAGAUCCGAGUCGUCCUCAACAAGGCCGACCAGGUGGACACACAGCAGCUGAUGAGAGUGUACGGUGCCCUCAUGUGGUCAUUGGGAAAAGUGAUCAACACUCCAGAGGUGGUGAGAGUUUAUCUGGGAUCCUUCUGGGCCAAACCCCUGCAGAACACCGAGAACAGGCGUCUGUUUGAGGCGGAGUCUCAGGACCUCUUCAGGGACAUCCAGAGUCUCCCGAGAAACGCAGCACUCCGUAAACUCAACGACCUCAUCAAGAGAGCGAGGCUGGCCAAGGUGCACGCUUACAUCAUCAGCUACCUGAAGAAGGAGAUGCCAUCUCUGUUCGGGCGGGAGAAGAAGAAGGAGGAGCUGAUCAUGAGGCUGCCGGAGAUCUACACCAUCCUGCAGAGAGAGCAUCACAUCAGCCCCGGGGACUUCCCCAACGUCACCAAGAUGCAGGACAUGUUGCAGCACUACGACUUCAGUAAGUUCCCGUCUCUGAAGAUGAAGCUGAUCGAGUCGGUGGAUAAGAUGUUGGCCACAAAGAUCGCCGUUCUGAUGUCGAUGAUCCGGGAGGAAGAGUCCAAGCAGCCGCCGGCGAUGGUGUCGGGUGGUGCCUUUGAGGGCUCCCAGGAUGGGCCCUUCGGUCAGGGCUACGGCGAGGGCAUCAGCGCCGGGGCUGACGCCGAGGACUGGAUCGUCAGCCGCGAGAAGCACCGCUACGACGAGAUCUUCUACAUGCUGAUGCCCGUUAAUGGAAAGAUCACCGGCGUCAAUGCCAAGAAGGAGAUGAUGAACUCGCGGCUGCCCAACACCGUGCUGGGGAAGAUCUGGAAACUGGCCGACUGCGACCGGGACGGCAUGCUGGACGACGAGGAGUUCGCCCUCGCCCAGCACCUCAUCAAGAUCAAGCUGGAGGGCUACGAGCUGCCCAACGAGCUGCCCGAGCAUCUGGUGCCCCCGGCUCACCGUAAAAACCCCAUCGCAGACGCCCUGUACAACCACAGCGAGGACUAGGGCGCCAACAUGGGCGCUGGGCUAACAAGAGACUGACUGAGCUGAGAGGAAGUCCAAAUGUACAAAGUCACCAACGCUUCUGCUGCUGAUGUUCAGCGAACUGACAGAAGGUCACAGUUUAGGAUUUCCACAAUCGAGGAGCUCGACGAUCUUCAACCAUCGACUCGACCGCUGAUCUCACCUUUAAAUAAACCGCCCAGCAACAAACAAACUGAGGAAGUCAAAUAUUAUACGCUUUUAUUUUGGUAAGAUUUUAUAUACUGUACAAUUCAGCUGAUUUCAAUUCACCAAACAAGAAAAAAAUAGCUUUGUAUUUUACUAACCCUGCUUUAAACUGGAUGCUUUUAUUUUGAAAGAGGAUUGUUUUAAAGACAUUUCCUUAUAUUUAACUUCCUGUCUUAAUUUUCCUUCAUUCUCCGCUUCAGUUUGUCUAAAUGACACAAUAUGUGAGCAGCUCCGAUAAGAAUGAUGUCCUUGAAUUUACUGAUUCAUAAGAACAUUUCUGACCUUCAGAAUAAAAGUGGUAGAGGGUUCGGUUGUGGGUUUUUUGUUGUUUUUUUGUUGUUGUUGUUGUUUUAAAAUCAUUGAAAACAGAUUAAUUUUUUCCAGCCUUACAUUUCAGCGCUACUCUAAAUUAGCCUUUUUAUUUCUACAGCAUUAUGUUUCCCUGCUUUUAUUCUGAAGGCCAGAUGCGCCAGAUUCCAGAAGCUUUACUCUAAACAUGAGAACUCGCAGCCUUCGCAGAUCCUCGUCUUCAUCACUGUGAAAUAUUUGCCUUCACACUCCCUCCCUUUCUACGGAGAUGAAUCAGCUGAUUAAACAUUAAUGAGGCUGAUCAGCAGUCGUUGCCGAGGACAACAGAUGGAUCAGAUUUCAGUCUUUACAUUCAGGUUCAAAUUAAUAACAGAGAUUCAGGAGCUGAGAGCUUCUUCACUUGCUUCCUCCAACUUUUCACAUCCAGUCAGUUUUAGUUUGCAGGCAGAUGUUUGUUGGCACACGGAGACAAAUAAUAAUAUGAAUCCAUCAUCACUAAAGUACCAGCUGUUUCCAAAAUGACUCCAAACCACAUUACCCAUCAGGCUGCUGAAGCUGUUCACAGUUGUGCUCUAACAACAUUCAAUAUGAGAACCAGCUUCAUGGCACUGAAACCCAGAGUUAACCCCGACGUUACCUCCCUAACUCCAAAUCCUGAUUUAUAGUCCAGCCCUUAGAUCUGUUUAUGUUGGAGAGGAGGAGGAUGAUUCAGCUCCUGGUGAAAACCUCAUGACCAAUUAACACUCAAAGAAUAUUAAUCAGAAAUUUCAUCUGGUUGCAAACUGUAAUCCUCACCACCAAAUCCCCCUAAAUCUGACACACUGUCCCUGUAGCAAAUGUAAGGAAAUUAUUUCCAACAUUGUUUUAUUAUACACUCUUUCAUCUAACUCAAAAAAUCCCUCAUUAAAAAUUGCUGUCUUUUGCAAUGUGUUUUUCGUACAAGUUGACAUGAAAAUGAUGAUGAAAAAAAAAACCGGUCCUGACAAACAGUCUACACAGACACAAAUAGAGUUUGUAGUUUAAAGAAAAUGUUGAAUAUUUAAAUAUUUUAUUACAUUUUUAUUUACAUUUUCAAUAUUAAAAUCGCAAAGAAAAAACAACAACAUUUUGUCACUAAAAAUAUUGUCGUGUUUUAACCAGCAAAUAUUAAAUGAUUUUAAGAAAUGGGUAAAACAGUUACUCAAUUAAAAGAAUUUAUUCAUUAUGUCUGAUGCAGGUAGACUGAAAUCCUUCAGAGUAAAAGGUGUGACUGUGAUGUCACAGGUGUCGAGGUCACAUGAUCACAAAAAUCUAAAAUUCAUCAAAUCGGAGAAACAAAAAAAAUCCUGACUCGUCUUUAUGUCCACGUUUCAGAGCAGUAAACAGUCACUGAGGAGUUCAGACGCAGGACGAAGGGUCCAGGAGGUCGUCAGAGGUCAAAGUUCACAGUCUGUCCUGUUUAAACAGCUCACUGUCAGGACGAGAUGACGCUCGCUCAGCCGCCGCAGCUCGCCGUUAACUCGUCCCGUGGGACAGACGAUGUCCUGAAAUGCGUCUCUGUGUUUCCUCACAUUGUAAACGGCAGCAGAGACGAGGAGAGACACUGAACUUUGACCUCUGACCUCAGCAGACUUUCUUCCUGGUGGAGACCAUGGAAACGAUUUAAGCCUUUUUAUUUAUGGAUUUCAAAAACAAAACAAACUGGGAGAGUCAGUUGUUUAUGCAGCUGACUUUGUGCACAUGAACAGAUCAACUGUACAAUAAAGUAUGUGACCAGGGGUGUCCAAAUACUUUUGGCCAUGCAGUCUGCAUAUAAAAGGCAUGUUCGACCCAAACACAGUCUCUCCCACAGGAUGAGAAUCUGUGUGGCGGUAUCCAAAAUUCAGAGGUUUUUGGGGGUCUGUGAACGCAGCACAGGUGGAACUUUUCAUGAGGUUUCCAAAGCACUUCUUCCCUUCACGUCCUGCUGUUGUCAGAACCUAAAGUGGCCUUUGUUUUUUCCUAAUUUGAUCGAUUAUAACAUUAAACUGCUCAAAUCAUAGGUAUCUGGGCUGUGUUGGUAAUCUUUGCCUCCAGUUGCCUGCCCUCCAUCUGGACAGCACACCGAUGUGUGACAUCAUAUGCAAAGAAGCUAAUAGCACUCUGCACCAUAUGUCAUCAAAAUAUGUUUGUCUGCUCACAUGUUGCAUAUGCAUUGAUGUUUUUACACAAAUUACUAAAGUUAUUUUUAGUUUUGAUUUGAUUUUAAAAGGUUUGUCCGCCCCAAACACACCCGGAACCAUGAAAAUCUUGUAUGUAGAAAGCUAGUUAGCCAAGCAUGCUAAUGUUAGCAUCUUACAUCAGAGCAGAUAAAUACUGUUUAAUUAAUUCCGCACACUUUUCCUCUUGUGUUUUAGGAAAGUUUAAAAGUGACGACUACAAAUUAGCAUGCUUUUGAACCCUUAAUUAAUCCAAGGACUGUCAUGCCUAGUAACGGUUGCUAAGCUGUUCAAGGCGGGAAUUUCACACUUGCCGUGCUGUAUAAAAUGUACAAGCGCUGAAUGUGGCGACAGAGUUGUCUCGCCUUUAAGCCAACAUCGGAGGUGGUAACACUGCUGAAGCGAUGUCUGUAUAAACAGGAUAGUCAGCAGAACAGGAUCAUGGGUGGCACAGGUGUGACAUUUUGACAGUGUUAUGAAUGCGAACCAUUGCGGGAAACUUAAAAAGUAGCUGAUAGCAGUUAGCAGCUAACUCAAAGAAGUAGAACAGCAGCCGCAAAUGUCCACAAAUUGGGAAAACACUGAGGUCCAGGAGCGCCUUACCCCCAGAGCAGAGGAUGAGAUCAGCUGCCUUAUAACAGGGACGAUAAAUUAUUGUUAUUGCCAUGUUAUGAUAUUGUUAUUGUGUCCAAAGCACUGCCGAUGUCUAUGUUAUAAAUCACCCCCGUCAGGCCUCUUUUGCUUCCACGAUGCUAGCAUGUUGUCUAAAAUCGCACACUGGAGCGGAAUGAUACCGCUGUUGUUUGGUUCUGUGUAAAAAUGCAAAGGCGCCAUAAAGAAAGGACUUUGUAGCGGCACUUUAGCGCCAUCUCUGUGUAAACAGAGCUACUGUAAGAGGGGUUUUUACCUGCCAACCGAGAGACAAAACAUUGUCAGUUUGGUGUCAAAAAAGGAUGAAACGAGUCGAUGAAAGCAACAAAAGUAGCCGUGAAUCUUCUGUCUCUGAAUGUGCCUUUAAUCACAACACAGAGUUUGUUCUGCCAUCGACCACAGAUCCAGAUAUUAGCUGCAAGAUGAAGACGUUAUGAACCCCUCAACAUGUAUUUAGACUGAAUGUGAAGCUUGUAUCUGCAUUAUUUGCAUACAUUUGAUCACUGGAGUGUUUUUUGAGUCCACCCAGCUCACAACGUACGCACCAACUGAGAGUUUUUUUCCUCCACUUUCUUAACGUACUUACAAUGAACUCGAGUCAUUGACACUCUUUCAACGUGCUGCUUGGACCAGAUUCUUGUCUUUGUGUUGACUUCAUACAGCCUGCCUCUAAAAUUAGCUUCGUGUUCAAUCUGGACUAACUUUUAGCACUAAAAACAAAAUGUACACAUGCUGAUAAACUUGCUUCCAAAGUAACUCCAAUUUCAAAGCUGUAUUUGCACGCUGCCCCGCCAGUGCCUGUUCAUUUCAAAGCCUUUCAGAAUAACGAGAGGUUUCUAGCGUGAGUUUAGUGGAAACUUUUCCACAGCAGCGCCUCCUCGUUUCAGCUUGAGAAGAAGCUUCUUUGCAAAGCUUUAAUCUGUCAGUGCCUUUUUCAGUUUUGACGCCCUCUCUUCUCAUGACGGGACGGCUGCGUCCUCGAGGAUUUAGCAGCCGGGCGGCUUCUGUUUAGUGCCUUCAACUUGCAAUGAAACACAAGCAGAGAGUAAAGUUUCUAGUUUUGAAUCUUACAGCUCCACGUCUUUUUGCAUUUCAUCUGUCCAUGUGAGAACGUCUGUAAAGCAUCUCUGUCCCUGAUUAAAUGUCUGUAACAUGCAACAUUUUAGUGCAUUAAAAUGUAAAAUCUGCUUUCUGGUGGUUUCAGGAGCCUCCACAGAGUGGGAAGAUUCAGUUUCUAAUGUGUCCUGUGUGUAAAGAUGCGACUCUCAGUCAGAAUGUACGUUCAAUGAAAAGCUCUAAAUCUAAAUCUUCAUUUAUCUGAAAUGUAAAAGUUUUUAUUUUUGUGAUUUCAUUGUAUUUUGUAUUUUUGAUGUGUGAACGUGUUACUGAUCAGAGGUCUGUUACUGUGCUCUGAUGAUGUCCAACUGAUGAUGUCAUCCUGUCAGCAGAGGUGGAGACAAAUAAAGUUUAUUCUACACAUGUACCCA